CUCUGUCAGUGGAGGACGGUCCACUUAAAUGCAGUUCCAGGCUUGCAAGGCACCCAGGAGCAUCACUCCCCGUGUGAGCAGGCAAAUGCAACAUGCUCUCCAGCCUGGGGUGUCUGCUUCUCUGUGGAAGUAUUGCCCUUGCCCUGGGAAAUGCACAGAAAUUGCCAAAAGGUAAGAGACCGAACCUGAAAGUGCACAUCAACACCACCAGCGACUCCAUCCUCUUGAAGUUCCUGCGUCCAAAUCCAAAUGUAAAGCUGGAAGGCUUUCUCCUGGGAUAUGGCAGCAAUGUGUCCCCAAACCAGUACUUCCCUCUCCCCACAGAAGGAAAAGUCACUGAGGCUGUAGUAGAUGCGGAGCCGAAGUAUCUGAUAGUCGUGCGACCCGCUCCUCCUCCCAGCCAGAAGAAGUCAUGUUCAGGCAAAUCUCGCUCUCGAAAACCUCUCCAGCUCGUGGUUGGUACAUUGUCGCCAAGCUCAGUCUUCCUGUCCUGGGGUUUCCUCAUCAAUCCGCACCACGACUGGACGUUGCCAAGUCACUGUCCCAAUGACAGAUUUUAUACAAUUCGAUAUAGAGAAAAAGAUAAAGAAAAGAAAUGGAUUUUUCAACUCUGUCCAGCUACUGAAACAAUUGUGGACAAUCUCAAGCCCAACACGGUUUAUGAAUUUGGUGUGAAAGACAACAUGGACGGUGGAAUUUGGAGCAAGGUUUUCAACCAUAAGACUGUUGUUGGAAGUAAAAAUAAAGUAAAUGGGAAAAUCCAAAGCACUUAUGACCAGGUCCACACAGUGCCAGCAUAUGUCCCAAGGAAGCUAAUCCCAAUAACAAUCAUCAAGCAAGUGAUUCAGAAUGUUACCCACAGGGCUUCAACUAAAGCCCCAGACAAGACUCCUUUUGGAGGAACAAUACUAGUUCAUCUUAUUAUUCCGGGACUUAAUGAUUCCAUGGUAAAACUUCCCACAUCCAUAAUGCUUGAGAUUUCGGAUGCUCUCAAGGCACAAUUAGCUAAGAAUGAAACAUUGGCAUUACCAGCAGAAUCUAAAACACCAGAGGUUGAAAAAGUUGCAUCCCAGCCAGUAACAGUGACUCCGGAAACAGUUUCAAGAAGCAUUAAAUCCACAGUGUCUAGCGCGUUAGACACCUCAGAGCCAGCACUGGCCCUCAAUGAGAAGACCCCAGAAACCGCCCAUUCGGUUCUAAUGCCUGAGUUUGAAUUGCCUUUGAGCACUCUAGCUCCAAAAAGGUUUCCAGAGUUUCCCGAGGCAGAAGCAGCCUUCCCUUUGGAGAAACCAGGGGGUACCUUGGUUUCAAGUGAAGAUCAGUGGGUGGCACCUGGAGUUAAAACAUCUGGAGAUUCCAAAUUUGUACAGCCUCCAACUGCAACUCAUGAUGUUAUCUCAAGCUCAACAACUUCAGAUGAGACUGAAAUAGAGCCCCACACAGCAACAAGUGAUCCUAUUCUGGACUCUGUCCCACCUAAAACUUCUAGAACUCCUGAACAGCCAAGGGCAACACUGGCUCCAAGUGAAGCAUCAUUUGACCCUCACAAGGUGGAAAUCUUCACCAGUCCUGAAGUGCAGCCCACAACCGCUGCUCCCCAGCAAACUACGUCUAUCCCCACCACAUCUAAACGACGCUUCAGACCUAAGCCACCGCCAAUAAUCAAACCUGCCCCAGAGCCUGAGACUCUACCAUCAGCAAAGUCAACAAAGGCUCCAACAAAGACCAAACGACCAGGCCGCCUCCGCCCCCGUCCUAAAACCACACGUAGUCCAGAAGUACCUGAGUCCAAACCUGCUCGGGAACCUGCCACUGUACCGCUGGUACCCACAACUGUUCCCAAACUGUCCCAGAGACCCAAAGCAACACGCAGGCCAGAGGUACCCCAAAUCCAGCCUGAUUUAAAACCACCAAAGCAAUUGCCUCCUAAGCCCAAAGCCACACCUGACAUGCCACCAACUAAAUUCGCCUAUGAGCAGCCUGCUACACUUGGAACUGAAGCCCCUGCCCUAGCCAUAGUUACUACCACAGACAUUGAACCUGUAAUUACGAGAACCAAGGCUCCGGCGACAGCAUUAGCCCCCAAAACACCACAACCAAGAACUCACCGUCCACGUCCUCCUAUUCAUAAAGCCACCCCACGCCCAGAGAUACCUCAGCCUAAACCAGCAGAAUUGGGACCUAUCACUCCUGAGCCAUCUUUAGCUUCAACAACAACAAAAAAAGCCCGCCGCCGCCUACGUCCUAAAGAUAAAACCAUACCCCAUCCAGAAGUACCUCAGACUAUAUUGGUUCCUGCUACAACCCUUGAACCAGUUAUUAGAACUGAGGCUCCAGGAAUGACCUUAGCUCCCAAACUGCCUCAACAACCAAGCCAUCCACAUCCAAAACCUAAAACGACAAGGAGUCCGACAGCACCUCAGACAGAACGGGUUUCUACUCCAGUCUUUGAACCAGUUACUCCUUUAAAAGAGGAUCCAGUGGCCACAAUAGUUCCUAUUACAGACCUUGAACCUGUUACAGACCUUGAAACGCCUGUUGCUUUUAGAACUGAGGUCCCUGGGACAACACUAGCUAGCAAAAUGUCACAAAGAACCCGCCGUCCAAAACCCAGACCUACAGCCACAAUGAGCCCUCAAGCACCUCAGACAAAACCUGCCCUGGAACCUGUCACUCCUAGACCUGAGGCCCCAGUAACACUAGAACUUGAACCUGUGACACUCAGAACUGAGACUUGGGUGACAACAAAAGCUCCUAAAACAACAAAACGGCCCCGCCGUCCACGCCUCAAACCUAAAACCACACCAGCUCCUAAGGCGCCUCUAACUAAACCUGUUGCUGCUACAGAUCUUGAACCCAGUGCUCUUAGAACCGAAGCUCCUGCGACUGUGGUUCUUGCUACAGCCCUUGAACCUGUCACUCUUAGAACCAAGGCUCCUGAAACAACAACCUUAGCUUCUAAAGUACAUCGGACACAACGUCCACAUCCCAGACCUAAAACCACAGCAAGUACUGAUAUGUCUGAGUCCAAGUCGGCUCCCACUGAACUGCAAACUCUUGUUUUGAAACCAGUGACUUCACCAAGCCUAGAAAUGACACAUAGUCAAUCUGUUUCUGAUGACCGGGAACUGGUUGCGUUUAGCACUGAGUCACCACAGAAGACAAUAGCACCAGCUGAAACCGAUUAUGUAGAUACCACUAUCAAAGAACCUCUUAGGCCAGAGGAGCCAAGGACAGAAGUUGUGGACUCUCUUACACAUGUGUCUGGGCUUCCUGAGACCAUGCUAGAAACAUCACCUCUGCCCUCCCAAACUAUAGUCCUACCCAGACCAGAGGAGCCUCAGAUGGAACCUGUUCCCAGGCAGACACCCGGUACUCCUCCCAAGCUCAAAACAACACCACGCCCAAGAAUCCCACCACAACCACCAGUUCCUAAGGGGUCCCAGCGUACUACUUCAAAACCAAAAACGCCACCACGUCCUGAAGGGGCAGACACUACAUCUGUUCCAAAGGAUGAACAACUUUCCCAUAAAACAGACCCUGAGGUCUCUCACACUGAAACUGUUCUGCCUCCUGUCACCUUUAGAGCUGAGCCACUGAAGACAACAAUAGCACCUUUAGAGACACGGAACAUUCCUUUCAUACCUGUGAUUUCACCACGACCUAGUCAAGAAGAACUACAAACCGCCCUGGAAGAAACAGACCGGUCCACCCAGGAGCUCUUCACAACUAAGAUUCCACAAACAACUGAAUGGGCAAAGACAACUCAGGCACCACACAGAUUGCACACGACUCCUGUGAGGCCCAGAAUACUUGACAGACCACAUGCCAGGCCUGUUCUGAACAAAACAACUACAAGACCUGGUAAAACCAAACCCAAAGGAAAUGGAAUCGGAACAGGAACCAAGCAAGCACCUAAGCCACCAAGUACUGGGAGAAAUGUGUCAGUGGAUCCACAUGCCACAAAAAAACCAGCCACAACUCCAGGGACUCGUCGCCCACCCAUGCGCCCUGGACCUAUAUCUCCCCAGAGAAAACCUUUGCCACCGAAUAAUGUCACCGGAAAGCCAGGAAGUGCAGGAAUCAUUUCCUCGAGCAGAGUAACUUCCCCACCCCUGAAGGCAACACUCAAACCUACUGGAACAGCUGCAGAGAGACCAGAGGCAGAAAAAAAGCACCCAACCACUCCUGCUUCCGAAGAAGAAAUUGGUAAUCCGACUGAUUUUAGUUCAAGUCCAACAAAAGAAACUGAUCAUCUUGGGAAGCCCAGAUUCACAGGGCCCCAUGUGCGAUAUAUCCCGAAGCCUGACAACAGACCCUGUUCCAUCACCGACUCCGUCAGGCGGUUCCCUACGGAGGAAGCCAUAGAAGGGAAUGCCACCAGCCCGCCACAGAACCCGCCCACCAACCUCACUGUGGUCACCGUGGAAGGCUGCCCCUCGUUUGUCAUCUUGGACUGGGAAAAGCCACUAAAUGACACGGUCACUGAAUAUGAAGUCAUAUCCAGAGAAAAUGGGUCAUUCAGUGGGAAGAACAAGUCCAUUCAAAUUACAAAUCAAACCUUUUCUACAGUAGAAAAUCUGAAACCAGAUACAAGCUAUGAAUUCCAGGUGAAACCCAAAAAUCCACUUGGUGAAGGCCCCGCCAGCAACACAGUGGCAUUCAGUACUGAAUCAGCUGACCCAAGAGUGAGUGAGCCAAUUUCUGCAGGAAGAGACGCCAUCUGGACUGAAAGACCCUUUAAUUCAGACUCCUAUUCAGAAUGUAAAGGCAAACAAUAUGUUAAAAGGACAUGGUAUAAAAAAUUUGUCGGAGUACAACUAUGCAACUCUCUCAGAUACAAGAUUUACUUAAGUGACUCCCUCACAGGCAAAUUUUACAACAUAGGAGAUCAGAGGGGCCAUGGCGAAGAUCACUGCCAGUUUGUGGAUUCAUUUUUAGAUGGCCGCACAGGACAGCAACUCGCCUCUGACCAGUUACCCACCAAAGAAGGCUAUUUCAGAGCCGUUCGCCAGGAACCUGUCCAAUUUGGAGAGAUAGGUGGUCAUACCCAAAUCAAUUAUGUCCAGUGGUAUGAGUGUGGGACCACAAUACCUGGAAAAUGGUAGAGGCGGCACAAUUAUUUCCAAAGUACUUCUGGUUCAUUAUCGCAAAAAGGAAAGCAAACAGGAAGGAACCCGCAGGAUAUACUAUGGUAUUUGUCACACCCAUUCAAAGCUAUUUUGUUUACUAUGUAUAAAAGUUUGCAGUCUAACUGACAGCAGUACUAGAUGUUUAUUAUUAGAAAAGAUUACUGAGAAUAUUUAUCAGGUUUUACAAAGUCAUUUUAAGAAAGCAAGAUAUUAACAUUAAUAGAAUAACAUUUUUAGGGAAGCUGGCUCCCUAUUCAUGAUAUUUUAAGAGAUCAUUUGUAUAUUAUUUAUCACACUGUUGUAAUGUUUUCAGAUACUUUUAUAACAAAAUUAAUGUCAAAAUCUUUAAUAUGCUUUAUAAAAAGUAUUUACUUUAUUGAUGUGUACGUGUUGUUGGCGAGUUAAAUCCAUAAAUCUCUACUUGGUUUAACUUAUUGGAUCAAAUAAUCUUCAGCAUAUACAUGUGAGAGAAAGUGGUUCUAAUAUUUACAUUUAUGUAAACUUCAAUUUUUUAGCAUCAGAUGAACAGAUUUUGAGUUUAAAUAGUUAUAUAUUCAUGCUAACUUUUCUGUAAGCUACCAGCAAAUUACUGAAAAGAGAAAUCUGAAUCAUUUUAUUUCAGCCAGAAGCAGCUGAUAAUCUGAUAUGUCAAAUGAUAAAUUUUGGUGUUUUUUUCUGUACCCAUAAUAUUAUAUCUAAAAAUACUUUCUCAAACUCUUCCUUUAAGCAUUUCUUUUAAAUGGCUCUAUGGUUCUAAUUCAAGCUGUAUUUAGAGACUAAGUGUGAAGUCAGCAUGAAAAGAUACUGCAUGGUGAGAUGCUAUUGUUUUAUAGGAUAUAUUAUAUAUUUAUAUGUUAAGGCCAUGAAUGAAUGUUAUCAAGGGGUUGUUUUUGUGAAACGGUUUGCUUAAGCUGUAACAAAACUGACGCAUUUUCAUGGGGGGGGGGGGUAUUGCUUUCCUUCAUAUGGAGGAGAGAGCAAGAAUAUUAUUGCCUGUCCUGAAAAGAUGUUUCUGUGUGUCUUUCAAUAUGCUUCAGUUUCAUCAAUGCUACAUUUUGUAUUUUUCAAGCAAAUAUAAACUCUGCAAUAAAAAGAUGUAAGUUUUUAAAAAAUGA
This is a messenger RNA of Peromyscus maniculatus bairdii (prairie deer mouse), 6247 nucleotides long. It is a transcript of the gene Abi3bp, whose product is annotated as ABI family member 3 binding protein. Gene Ontology annotation, biological process: extracellular matrix organization; positive regulation of cell-substrate adhesion. The record is from RefSeq and is a predicted model, not a curated record. Lineage: Eukaryota; Metazoa; Chordata; Mammalia; Rodentia; Cricetidae. Gene Ontology annotation, molecular function: protein binding.